CAUUCUUCCCCUUUAAGUUCUUUUUUUACAUUCCUUUCCAUUGUGACACCUUGGUUUCUUAUUCACCUAGGUGUCAAUUGUUUGUUGGCAGUGCCGACGAAGCAAAUUAUUGGAUUGAAUCGGAUAGGAUAAGAGAAGAACAGUCUUAGCCACAUUGGCUACCCUCAACACAAUGUCGGAUCGUGAAGCUUCUACGCUAAACGUCCGCGAUGACGAGAAACUCGAAGACCUAGAAAGCGGCAUCAAGCCAUCCAGCCACAACACACGCCGGAGCUCAUCGGCAAGCACAGCGCAGGAAGAAGAAAGUCAAGGAAGCGGAAAUGCACCUGCUGCAGUUAGUACUACCGCCGCUGCUGCGACCACGGACGCUUCGGGCAACUCGCCUGCUGCAGGAGAUGGUGGCGCUCCAGCCACCAAAGCAGGAGAAUUUGAAGGGGGACGGACGAAAUUCCAAACCGCCGUAAUCGUAUUCGCACUAUGUUCAGCUCUCUUCCUCGCCGCCCUCGACGUCACAAUCUACACGACGGCUAUUCCAACCAUCACCGAGCAAUUCAAUUCCCCCGCGGGAUACACCUGGAUCGGCGCUGCGUAUCUACUCGCUAACUCCGCUACCGUGCCUUCCUGGGGAAAGUUUUCCGAUAUCUGGGGCCGUAAACCCGUGUUGCUAGCCUCAGUAGCUAUAUUUUGGAUUGGAUCGCUACUAUGUGCCGUGAGUGUCAGCAUCGGAAUGUUGAUCGCAGCCCGUGCGAUACAAGGAGUCGGAGGAGGCGGUAUUGUUGUGCUAACUAACAUCUGCGUUGGUGAUUUGUUCUCGCUACGCAAACGAGGCAUGUAUUACGCCUUCUUUGGUAUGGUUUGGGCUAUUGCGUCGGCAAUUGGCCCGAUUCUUGGUGGUGUCUUUACUUCCAAGGUCACCUGGCGUUGGUGCUUUUACGUGAACUUGCCUAUUAGCGGUGUCGGCUUCUUCAUCCUUCUGUUCGUCCUCAAGUUACACAACCCUCGCACACCCGUCGGAAAGGGCCUAGCCGCCAUCGAUUGGCUAGGUAGUCUAUUGAUCAUCGGUGGUACACUUAUGUUCCUGUUCGGACUUGAGUUUGGUGGCGUUACAUACCCUUGGAACUCGGCACCCACAAUAUGCCUGCUCGUAUUCGGUGUCGUUGCGAUUGCGCUCUUCAUCGCUGUUGAGAAAUGGUACGCCAGGUACCCAGUAAUUCCACUCCGAUUGUUCCAAUUCGGAAGGAACAUUUCGACUUUCGUCAUCUGCACGGUCCACGGUCUUGUCUUCAUAUCGGGAAGCUACUAUUUGCCGCUGUACUACCAGGCCGUACUCGGCGCUUCGUCUCUACUGUCUGGUGUGUAUCUACUCCCGUACGUCCUCGGACUCUCGUUCAUGUCAAUUUGCUCUGGUAUCUUCAUGAAGAAGACCGGUAAAUACCUGCCGCCCAUCAUUUUCGGUAUGACUUUCAUGACACUCGGAUUUGGCUUGUUUGUCGAUCUCAGCCCCAAAGCCAAUUGGGCCAAGAUAGUCAUAUUCCAAAUCAUCGCAGGAAUGGGUGUGGGACCUAAUUUCCAAUCGCCCCUCAUCGCAUUGCAAACAUCCGUCGAUCCCCGCGAUGUCGCAGCAGUAACUUCUACCUUCGGUUUCAUCCGACAACUUGCGACGGCGGUUUCCGUGGUUAUCGGAGGCGUAGUAUUCCAGAAUGGGAUGGAGAGACAGUAUCCGACUUUACUAGCCGAACUCGGUCCGGAACUCGCCAACCAACUUUCGGGCGGUAGCGCAGGUGGCAACGUCGGUCUUGUAGCUUCUCUUCAAGGACAGCAGGGCGAUAUAGCCCGAACGGCUUACUGGAACAGUUUGCGCGAUAUGUACAUCAUGUACACUGCCAUUUCCGGAGUAGGACUCCUCGUCAGUCCAUUCAUCACCCAAAGGACGCUGAGCCGAGAGCACCAAGAACACAAGACGGGACUUCAAAGUCUACAACGGAAUAACGAUGCGCAACAAUCCGCACCAGCCGCAAUCGCGAAUCCUUCAGAAAAGGAAUCUCGAUAGGAUAUACUUGUUUAGACGAAAAAUCUCACGUAGUUCAUGACAGCUCAGAGAAGCAUUUGGUGUAUAAAAGUGAGUUUAACGGGCAUUGGGGAAAUAAGGGUUGGAUUAUGUCAUAAACAUUAGACGGAUAUCCGGAUACUCUCGCAUUUACAUCGCUUAGGAUUUAUCAAUAAAUUUAAUGUAUUGUAUCUAUGAAGCUUACGUCCGAUGUUGCGCGAUCUUCGUAAAACGAGAUUUACGAUUGAUAAGGGACGAAGUUACCAUACUCUCGGGUCGUUUGUAUGCAUCUUCACGGCGUCCAACAGACUGAUACUUCGAUGAAGUUUCUCUCUUUAUUAAGUCUAGCGCCAACAACUAGACAGGGGCCGUUGUAACGCACCAAUCGAACUCGAUCCUAUCCAGAUCGAGGGCUUAGUGCAUGCUGCAUCUGCAGGUGGAUGCUUUGGUGAUGGCGUGAUGCGAGAGGCAUAUCGCGUGCUAACAUCGCAGUUCGAGCGAUCAGAAAUUGUACUACACGAAAACUACAACCUUUAAAUCUUGUUUAUGAGAUAUACACGGCAUGAUGAAUGUGUGCUAACCUACGAACAUGACGGUCAACAACUGGGAACACACUGCGCACGAAGCCGCGCGACGGGCUAUGGAUACGCUGCUAGUGAACUGGCAUCUAGGGCUGACGGCUUUCGGUGGUCCACCCGUUCAUUUUAAGAUUGUAUGCGGAUCUUCUUUCGCCUUUGGAAGUUCCUGACCA
Molecule: messenger RNA, 2798 nt
Organism: Hypoxylon trugodes
Lineage: Eukaryota; Fungi; Ascomycota; Sordariomycetes; Xylariales; Hypoxylaceae
Product: MFS general substrate transporter
Exons: 1
Coding region: 173-2050 (625 amino acids)
Biological process (GO): transmembrane transport
Molecular function (GO): transmembrane transporter activity
Source: RefSeq, a predicted model, not a curated record